Patiria miniata (bat star) is the source of this 668-nucleotide messenger RNA. RefSeq names its product transmembrane protein 254-like. Bases 48 to 425 code for a protein of 125 amino acids. The record is from RefSeq and is a predicted model, not a curated record. The transcript has 4 exons. Lineage: Eukaryota; Metazoa; Echinodermata; Asteroidea; Valvatida; Asterinidae.
CGCUCAGGUUUGGUAAUACCAGUUUUGUCCGUAACAUUGCGAACAGGAUGGCAGAAGGCAGCGCGUAUGCCAGUUAUUUCACUUUGCCCAGUUUGCCCUGGAUGUUGAACAUUCUCGGCUGGUUUUACUUUCUCGUCGGGGGCACGGCUUUUAUCCCCCACCUAAUACCCUACGAGUAUCUUGGACCUGGUGGAACAUGCAUGAGGUUGAUCAACAUCUAUUUCCCGUAUUUUGCGAUUUCCGUAUUUGUACCUGGGACAUUCGCACAUUUCCUCGAAGCAAUGUAUAGCUGGCGUCUAUGUAGUACGAAAGGCAUCGAGGGAUCAGCCAAGGUCAAAUGGUUCCUAUCGACCACCAUCUUUGGUGGAGCGUCCCUGUACGAACUCGUCACAUUCAAAUCUCACCGGAGUGCGCACGCGGAUUGAUUUGAGAGUAACGUGUGAUAUUCGGCGGCCGCAUCACAGUUCUGUAAAACAAGAAACGCGUAAAUGACAGGCCAGAGACCUAAUGACGUCACGCUUUGUUUAAACUAAUGUGCGCUUUCCUAUGUGGUAGACGGGCCCUACUUCGUCUGGCGUCCAGACUUCGCUCCCAUAGGAAAGGGCAUUAUCUAAACAAAGCCAUAACGUCAUUAGGUCCGAAGUCUAUUCUUGUAGAUUAUUCUUGCA